Elaeis guineensis (African oil palm) is the source of this 1382-nucleotide messenger RNA. RefSeq names its product gibberellin 2-beta-dioxygenase 3. The record is from RefSeq and is a predicted model, not a curated record. Lineage: Eukaryota; Viridiplantae; Streptophyta; Magnoliopsida; Arecales; Arecaceae.
CCUCUCCUUCCCUCGCCACCCCAAGCCAUACUCAAUACCACACCUCCCUUCUUACGAAGCCCACAUCCAAAAGCUGCUCCGUUUUCCUCUGUUUUCGGUGCUAGAGAGCCAUGGUGGUCCUAGCCAGUACAGCACUCGAACAAAUCACCCUCCCGGUUGCACCCAAGCCCAGCACGUAUUUCUCAGGAACUCCGGUUAUAAACCUUGCGCAACCGGGCUUGGAGACCCUCCUUGUGAGAGCCUGCGAGGAGUUUGGGUUCUUCAAGGUGACCAACCAUGGGAUCCCCGUGGAACUCAUGGCUAGGCUGGAAGCCGAGGUUGUGAAGUUCUUCUCCCUCCCCCAAGCGGAAAAGGAUCGAGCAGGGCCUGCCAACCCAUUUGGUUAUGGAAACAAGACCAUUGGCUCUAAUGGAGAUAUUGGCUGGGUGGAGUACCUCCUCUUGGAUGUCACUUCCAAGCCCAUGUCUCACACCUCGCUAGCCUUUCUCGAAGAACCUUCAGCAAGCACCUUACGCUCUGCUUUGAAUGAUUAUGUCUCAGCUAUGAGGAAGCUGGUCCGCGAGAUUUUAGAGUUGAUGGCUGAAGGACUAGGGAUUCAGCCGAGAGAUAUUUUGAGCAAGCUGGUCGCGGACGAGGAGAGUGACUCAAUGUUAAGGUUGAAUCACUACCCUCCAUGCCCACACCUUCAAGGGCCGGACUGUAGCCUGACUGGAUUUGGAGAGCACACAGACCCACAGAUUAUUUCAGUUUUGAGAUCAAACAACACCUCGGGGCUGCAAAUAUCACUGAGGGAUGGGAGUUGGGUCACAGUUCCACCUGACCAGGACUCCUUUUUCAUUAAUGUUGGUGACUCCUUGCAGGUUCUGACAAAUGGGAGAUUCAGAAGCGUGAAGCACAGGGUUUUGGCCAACGCUUUGAAGUCCAGGGUCUCCAUGAUCUACUUCGGCGGGCCAACUUCUGGAGAGAAACUGGCACCCUUGCCACUGUUGAUGGGAGAGGGAGAGCAGAGCCUCUACAGGGAGUUCACAUGGUGGGAGUACAAGAGCUCUGCCUACAGAACAAGGCUGGCUGAUAAUAGGCUGGGGCAGUUUAAGCGGUAGGAAAGGUCACUGCUGACACUUGAUGCAUUGGCUUUCCUUGGAUGGGCCAUUGCACUGGUCAAAAAGGCAGUCUUCACAAAGUCACCCAUGUUUAGUGGCUAAUAAAGAUGGAAACAUUCCAUCAAAAAAUAAAGAUGGAAACAAAAAGAUGUUACCUUUCUCCUUGUUUAAUCCUUUCCACUCUGCCCUUGCUUUCUUCUACGAUGACAACCCUCUACUUUUGCAUGAAAUCACGAAUGUAAAUGGAUUGUCAAUGUCAUGAUCGAGAUGGUUACUGGCUUA